AUGGCUUCUCUCAGGCUCAUAAAUGGACACGACUCUUGUUCUGGAAGAGUGGAGGUUCUUUAUAAUGGAAUAUGGGGAACAGUGUGUGAUGAUGGCUGGGAUCUAACAGAUGCUGCAGCAGUGUGUAGAGAGAUGGGCUGUUGGGAUGUGAUCGAGGCCAAGAGCGCUGCUCAUUUCGGUCAGGGAUCAGGGCCUGUAUGGAUAAGUGAUUUGCAAUGUUCUGACACUGACUCAAGACUAAGAGAUUGUAAAUCAAGUGGAUGGGGAAGAGGCAGCUGUGGACAUGAGAAAGAUGCAGGAGUCAUCUGUAAGGAUAAUGUUAGGCUGGUCAGCAGCACCAACCCCUGUUAUGGACGAGUAGAGGUUCUUCGUGCCGGUCAGUGGGGAACAGUGUGUGAUGAUGGAUGGGAUGCAUCAGAUGCUGCAGUGGUGUGUAAACAACUAGGCUGUGGGACAGUUUUGGAAGUAAAGAGUGCUGCCUAUUUUGGAAUGGGUUCAGGAAAGGUUUGGAUGAAUAAUGUAAACUGUUUUGGGAAUGAGCCUACUUUGAUGAGCUGUUCAUAUAAUGCAACUCCAAACAUAUGUGGCCAUGAGAAAGAUGCCGGAAUCAUUUGUGGAUCUGUUAAAGUCAUGUUGAGGGUUGAAGUGAAAUGCUAA
This is a messenger RNA of Sinocyclocheilus grahami, 657 nucleotides long. Its product is annotated as putative DMBT1-like protein. Gene Ontology annotation, cellular component: membrane. Bases 1 to 657 code for a protein of 218 amino acids. The record is from RefSeq and is a predicted model, not a curated record. The transcript is spliced from 4 exons. Lineage: Eukaryota; Metazoa; Chordata; Actinopteri; Cypriniformes; Cyprinidae.